AUGAGUUUAUGCGACCUAUGCAGAGAAAUACCAUGGGGGAAUCUACCCACAGCCCCACCAGAAUCAUGGCCGUCAAGCAGCGGAUAUCCAUAUCUCCAAGACUUUCACCACUGGCCCGAAGAUAGCCGAGGCUAUCUACAUCAUCAGAGCCUGGAAGCUCUACGAAACGCUGCAAACAACCAAGGCUGCGGUAUCUGCUCCUUGAUUCUCACUCAAGUCGAACUAUGCCAGUCGGAGCUUGAGGAGUUGAAGCCCCAGUGGGAUGCGGGAACGAUAAUGGAGUAUGGUUGGCCGCUAUGGGAAAUGUGGAUUGUUAAGAGAGGAGUAGGGGGAAAUGGAUUUUGGGUCAUGAGUACAACGAAUGACGAGAAUAAGCGAAACGUCCGGCUUGUGGCGGCCAUUGGGCUUUGUGUAGACGAUGGUGAUCCCCUGGCCCAGAUCAUUCGCGGACGACCUGUUGAGCAGCAUGGCGGAACUGCGAAGGCUAUAUCAAGGGCUCAUGACUGGGUAAACGAAUGCAACGAGCAUUCCAAAUGCAGCCCUGGAGAGACGCUGUUGCCGUGUCGAGUCGUUGACGUGGGCAAUGAUAUCGACAGCCCGUAUGCGAAGCUCCGGGAAACAGACGGACAGGAACGUGGAAAAUACAUAUCUCUCAGCUACUGCUGGGGCAAAGCGCCGCAAUUUACUACCACCAAAGCAACCCUUGAGGAGCGCAAACGUCAUAUCACCAUCUCUCAUCUGUCGCAAACGCAUCAAGAUGUAAUAAAACUAGCACGUGAACUAGGUGUGAGAUAUCUCUGGAUAGACAGCAUCUGCAUCUGUCAAGGCGACUACGACGACUGGGAGCGAGAAUCAGCAAAAAUGCUCUCUAUCUAUGCAAACUCUUACCUAACAGUUGCUGCCUCGAAAGCAAAAGAUCACUCUGAGGGGCUUUUCAGCGAGACAAAGGCAAGGGAAUACAAGAUGUUUGACUAUACAUCAGGAGAGCUCAGUGGACAGGCCAUGGCGUUCAAUCUUCCGCUCGACCAAGAAUCUGGUGCUAGUACUUAUAUAAGCUUACCGGAUGAACCACUCUCUGACCGGGGCUGGGCCCUUCAAGAAAGAGUGCUGUCGUGCCGAACUUUGCUUUAUACAAAACAGCAGAUGUUCUUUGAGUGUAGUAAGGGAUUUCGCGGGGAGGAUGGUACGGUUCUCGAUUGGAGAUUUGAGAACGUGCAUGAUAUGCCAAGUGGGCAGGAUGAAACCAGAGAGACUAACGAUGAAGAGGAACAAGAUGAUCCCAAGGCGAGACUGUAUCAAUCAUGGUACAGUCUGCUCUGGCUCUACGGCCCUCGAAAAUUGACACAAGCCUCGGAUAAACUACCCGCCAUCUCUGGCCUAGCGAGCAUCUUUGCGAAACGUCUCGACGACGAGUAUGUCGCUGGUCUUUGGCGAUCAAGACUGUUGGAAGGACUACUCUGGCAGGGUCUGAGUUGCAGACGUGUUCCAGAAUUGAGAGCGCCAUCUUGGUCGUGGGCAUCCAUGGAUGGAAUUCCAGGCACUGGCAUCAGAGAAGAUUACGAAGAAAUUGCCAAAGUUCUCGACGUAAAGAUCAACCUGAAAGGUACAAACAUCUACGGCGAGGUCACAAGCGGGAGGUUAACGAUCCAGGCGCCGAUGGAGCGAUUGUACCUCAAUGUCAAAGACUGGGAUCCUACGAAACCAGGAUAUGCUUACGACAAUAAUCCUCCGAUCCGUACAGCAAAUGACGAGACACAUUCACGGUUCGACUUUGACUUCGGGGCUGAUGAUGCGCCGCAGGAAGCACUGAAGAUAGUGAAGAGUCUGGAAGGGAAGGAGUUCUUUGCGCUCGUCCUGCUGAAGGUAAAGCACAGGGAUGAAUGGACUUAUUAUGCUAUACUGGUUAAAAAGGUGGAGGUGGGUGAAGAGUAUGAGAGGUUGGGGUUUGGGUUCCUCGACGAGAAGGCUCUGGGACGUCGACUGGAGCUUGAAGCACAGGAUGAGUUUCCGGUUAUCACGCUUGUGUAA
Messenger RNA from Fusarium odoratissimum NRRL 54006, 2028 nucleotides. RefSeq lists its product as uncharacterized. Lineage: Eukaryota; Fungi; Ascomycota; Sordariomycetes; Hypocreales; Nectriaceae. The transcript is spliced from 3 exons. Bases 1 to 2028 code for a protein of 675 amino acids. The record is from RefSeq and is a predicted model, not a curated record.